AUGAGCCGUUUAGCCUCAAGACACUUGCUUUCUGCGCGCCAAUGCGCGCCUGCCGCCCCGCAUCGCGGAAUAAGGGCGUGGGACCGCGGUGAGGGCCGUGGGUACAGCGCGAUGCGCGCGAGCGGCGGAAGACGCGCAGUGGCGGGGCGAAAUAUCGAGGCAUAUGGGGUUGGGAGGGGGGAAGCGGAGAACAGAGGAGGGGAAGAGGGACAGAUAGGAUGGAUGGGUGACGAGGAGAGUGAGAGCGAAGGAGAGGGUGAGAGGGAGUGGUGGGAGGAGGAAUUCGGUGACUCUGCGGCGGGGGAGAAAGGGGCGUACGAGAGCGCAGGAGAGGGGGGAAACGACGCGCAAUCGGGGGAGGAGCAGGCGGGCGCGGAGGGGGCGCGGCGGGCGGCGGUGUUGGAGUACCUGGAAGGGGAGGGCGUGGCGGCGGAGCUGCUGGAGGGCGUCGCGCUGCCGCUCGACGUACGCGUCGUGCGCGAGCGAGUGCAAUUCCUGCGCGCUCUCCGCCUCGACGUCGCGGAGGUAGUGGGGCGGUACCCUCCGGUGCUGUGCGGUAGCAUAGCGCGCAACUACGUGCCGGUGCUGGCGCACCUGGAGAGCAUCCCCAUCGCGCGCGCACAUCUGCCCGCGCUGCUCACGGCCUACCCGCGCGUGCUCUUCUCCUCCGUGCGCAUCGACCUGCUGCCCGUGCUGCACUACCUGCAGGGCCUCGGCGUGCCGCCCGCCGCGCUGCCCUCCGUGCUGUCGCGCUGCCCGCACCUGCUGGGGCUGCGACCCGAGGGCAGCAUGAGCACGAGCGUGGCGUACCUGGUGGGCAUCGGCGUGGAUCCCAAGGCCAUCGGCAGCAUGAUCGUGCAGCUGCCGCAUUUACUCACCAUGCGCGCCGCCACCACCAUCCGCCCCAAGGUCGACCUGCUCUCACACGCCCUCGCGCUGCCCCUCCCCCAGGUGGCGCGGCUGCUGCAGGCGCGCCCCCACCUGCUCGCACUGGACCUGCACGCCCAGCUGCGCCCCGCACUCGCCGCCCUGCGCGCUGCUUGCCUCACGGUCCCGCACAUGCGCGCCGCUGUCACCGCCUUCCCACACCUCCUCGCCCUGCCGCUGUCCGAUCUCCUGCCGCCCACCGUCCAGUGGCUCUCCUCUCACGCCCACGUGCCGCCCGCGGUCGUGCCGGGGGUGCUGGCAGGGCUGCCACAGCUGGUGGUGGCGGACAGGCGGCAGGCAGAGGGGAAGCUGCAGCGGCUGCGGGAGAGAGGGUUCUCCCAGCACCAGGUGGCGGCGCUGCUGACGGGGUGCCCCCAGGUGCUGGGGCAGCGUGGGGACACCAUUGACAGGAAGCUCACAGUGCUGCUGCAGCACCGGACGCAUGCUGACGUGGUGGCAUUCCCCCCGUGCCUGGCGUGCCGAGAGGAGGUGCUGGAGGAGAGGCUGGGAGCGGCGCAGAGUGCCGGGUUCACCUUCUCCCUUCCCCGCGCGUCGCCUGAAUCCUGGCGUCGCCGCGAGCCUCGGCGCCCGGCUCGGCGCGCUGCGAUGGACGCCGUGUACGGCUUACUGUCGGGCAGCUGGCUGCUCGGCACCCCCAAGGCGCCGCCAAAACCGGAGCCAGUAGAUGACGUGGACAAGCCAGUGCCGGAGGAAUGGAGGUCCAAGUAUCCCUUCAGAAGCGACGAUCCCACGGAGCAGCGCCUGAAGCAGCUGCUGGAAGCGUACGAGGAGUCCAGCAGAGAGGGCGCGUCAGCGGCGUCAAAUGCGACGCUGCUGGUGUUCCUGUCGGCGCUCGUCGAGGCUUACGCCGACUGGUUCCCGCCCGACCCCGAUCCCGACGCGCACGACGACGCGCAAGGGAGCGACAGCGCAGACGGCGAGGGGGAGGCGGGCGGGCAGCGGCUGGGGCACCCGCUGGAAGUGGUGCGGUGCGUGGCGCGCCAGCUGGCAGAGUUUGCACGCGUGGCGAAAUCACGAGGGCCAUCUGCGUCUGCAGAGAAUCAAUCAGCCAAUCAAGACGCGCCAGGUGGCAGCGCAUCAGAGGGCCAGAGCCGGUCGGCUGUGGGCAGCACGACGCUGUGGAUCGCAUCGCUGGCCAUGGGCGCGGGCAGGGGGGCGGAGGGGGGGGCAGGGGGCGGGGGGGAAGCGGGGGACGCGGAGGAGGAGGCGGCGGCAUGGGACCGCACGAUGCUGGCGCUGCGGGCGGCGUCCAUCAUCUCGCGCAGCGCCCACAACCGCAAGCUGCUCGCCUUCUUCCGCUCCGUCUCCGCUGCCAUCCACAUCCUCUCCGGUCCGUCCGUGCACACCCCCCUAGGCCUCCGCUCCCACCCUCUCUCUCACACCCUCUGCUUCCACACCCCGCCACUGCUUCUCCCUUUCUUCCCUUCCUCUCCCUCCGUCUUCCAUCCCCAUUUCACUCUCCCUGUUCCAGCUUCCUCUCUUCCUCCCAUCCCAUACUCAACCUUCUCAUCUUCCCUCUUUCCUCCCCUCCCCUCUUUCCCCUCCCCUCUUUCCCUUCCCCUCUUUCCCCUCCCCUCUUUCACCUCCCUUCAGGCAUAUCAGCGGACCUGCGGUGGCGCCGCCUCCCCGGGACUCCUGACGUCCCCCUCCGCCUCCGCCCGCCUGCGGGGCAGUGGCAGGAGCAGCGGCAGGUGGGGGGGGCGGAGGCUGGGGUUUGGGGAGGAGCUUGCGGGGACGGCGUGGGGGGGCAAGGUGGGGGCGCAGGGGGCGGAGGGGGAGGACGCGCAUGCUGGGAUGCGCGAGGCCAGUCCCACCAGCCAGCAUCCACCAUCCACCAUCCCCUCUUAA
This is a messenger RNA of Closterium sp. Yama58-4, 2796 nucleotides long. Lineage: Eukaryota; Viridiplantae; Streptophyta; Zygnematophyceae; Desmidiales; Closteriaceae. The record is from the annotation of a GenBank genome assembly.